This is a messenger RNA of Vanessa atalanta (red admiral), 2735 nucleotides long. RefSeq names its product tubulin-specific chaperone cofactor E-like protein (gene mlt). Gene Ontology annotation, biological process: protein folding. The transcript has 9 exons. Gene Ontology annotation, molecular function: alpha-tubulin binding. Bases 328 to 1722 code for a protein of 464 amino acids. The record is from RefSeq and is a predicted model, not a curated record. Lineage: Eukaryota; Metazoa; Arthropoda; Insecta; Lepidoptera; Nymphalidae.
GAAUUCAAUUCAAAGUGAGCGUGUAUGAGCGUAUGGAAAUCUUUUGAGAAGCAUCUGAAAAACAUGUAAAGUGUAAACCUCUGAUACAGACAAAACAGGAAGAUUUAUUUUGUGACAGUGUUUACGAUUUCUAAUAGUAUCCACCAAAUUGCCAUAGUGCUCUUUGUUACAGUGUGUUCUGAUUUUGUUCUUGUAUUUACUUAUAAGUGUUUUACAAAGAUAAUUCCAUUGUUAUGAGAAGUGCGAACAAGAAAUUAUUUUGUAUACCUUUGGAAAUUCAACGUAUAAAUGAGUAAACUGCUACGCUAAAGUUUUAUAUCCGUCAAUAUGCCUUCGCUUCUGGAAGCAUUGGAGCGAAAAUAUGGUGCAAAAGGUGAAGUCAACCCUCCUAUUGAUGAUAUGCCAGUGGCCAUCUUCGUACCAAAACGUUCGCCACGGCUCAGCGUGCCCACUCUUCUGGUGCUGAACGACUGCGACAUAGAUUGCGCUGGAGACUCUAGUGCCUUAGCUGACAAAUGUGCUGACGUAGUUGAACUGGAUCUUGCCCAUAAUAAACUAACAGAUUGGAAGGAGGUAUUUGCGGUACUGGAACAGACUCCGCGUGUCCGAUUUCUGAAUUUAAGUUUCAACCGCCUUUCCGCACAACUUCAAGCUGCACAGGCACUUCAACCGCGCUGGGAUAGUCUAAGCAAUCUCGUUUUGAACUCUACUUACGUACGUUGGCCAAGUGUUUUUGGCUUGCUCAAGGCUCUACCAGCUCUUGAAGAGUUGCACUUGAGCCUUAAUGAGUAUUCUUAUGUAAAUUUGAGUGGAAAAGAGGUUGAGGAAAACGAUUUUUGCGAAGGAUGCACUCGGCUUAACAUAGAUGUUACAGAACCAAUACAUGAUAGACUAAAGCAACUUCACUUCUCUGGGAACCCUAUCCAUAGCUGGCGAGAAGUUUCAAAGCUCGGCUAUGCCUUUCCGAAUUUGGAAUCCCUUUUAGUGAACGAGUGCCCUAUAACAACAUUGGAGCCAGAUCCGUGUGACAAGUGCGAAGAUAAUAAUGGAAACAAAAAAUGUCACGAUGCCUUCCAGCACCUACGAUUUCUAAAUUUAAACAACACGGGCCUGGCGACCUGGGACGAAGUGGACAGGAUUGCUAAAUUUCCUGCAUUGAAGAGUUUAAGAGUUCAAGGCUGGCCGUUAUGGGAGCGCUUCGAGUCUACGGAACACGAGCGUCGGUUGCUACUAGUAGCUCGGCUACCACACGUCAGAACACUAAACGGAGGAGGGACGGUGCCUCCUGAAGAACGAGACGCAGCUGAGCGUGCAUUCAUCAGAUACUACAUGGAAAAACCGGAAUCGGAUAGGCCUGACAAAUACUGGGAGUUGGUGGGAGUACACGGUAAGCUGGACCCGCUGGUGUCAGUGGACCUGCGGCCGGAGAAACGCGUGCAGAUCACCUUCACCUGCGGAGACACCAGCGAGGUUCGCACCGUCGACGUCUACAGAACCGUUUCCGAUUUGAAGACGAAACUUGAACGACUUGCGGGAUUUCCUGCUUCAAAAAUGCGACUCUUUUACGUCGAUCAGGAUUUAAGAGAUAUGCAAAUAGGUCCCGAGGAGAUGAGGUUCCCGACGAAGCAGCUAUAUUCUUACAACAUCAGGUCGGGCGACGAAAUUAUCAUCGUUUCUAAAUUAACACUCAAACACUCGAUUUCAGUCAAUUCGACCGCAUAAUGUCUGUGAACAUUGUCAAAUCAUUAAGGCUACCGUCAUUUGUUUCGAAAAUAAAAAGGCUUAACUUGAUUAGAGUUACUUUUUAUUCGAUUUUUCGUACUGUGCCAAAAGGCUCAAGGUCCGCACCUACCACAAACGCACAGUAAAAUAUGUUAAAGUUUUCUUACAAUUUUGUGUUUUUGUAACAAAAUAAUUAACCUAUGUUCUCUUUCAUAUUUUUUCUUAUCAUGCGUCCGUAAGUACAUUGAAUUACUCAGACAUAAUGACGGUGGUUUGAAUAAGAAGUUUUAAUGUAUAUUUAAUAGAUUCCCGACAUAAAACUGUAUUACGUAAUGAAACAUUGUACCUACUAAUCUAAUACGUUUUAUUUGUAAAAUAGAAAACUUUUAAAAUCAUUAAUUGUCAAUGUGUAUUAAAAAUUCAAUUAGUUGUUGUCACAAAACAAUUAGAUUUUAAGUAAAUGUCGAAGCUGGAAGCUUUCUAGGAAUAUUUUUGCACGGAUUAUUUUUUCAUUUUUUUUACUACUUAAUUUGAAAUUGUUAUUUUUUUAUUUUGCAAUAAGCAUCUGUGAUAAUAAAUUAUAAAUAAAUGAAUUACAAGAUUCAAGGUUGAAUUAUCAAUUGUAUGUAACAAUUCAAUGUAUUUAAAAAUGUAUCUGAUUAUGCGUGUAAUUUAUUGCGAUCAAAUCACUGGCCAUUGAAUACAUUAAUGCUUAUUAAUAACACAGAGUGAUACUAACUGCCAUUUUGCAAACAUAGUUGUAAAAAAAUACAGUAAGAAAUAUCACAAAUUAAUGUGGAUAAUUUUUUUUUUUUCAUAUAAUAGAAUUUUUAUUUCCGUAAGUUUUUUUUUUUAUUUGCUGGAUUAAUAAAUCAUCUGCCAAAUGUGUUUUGUGUUUUAGGAUAGUUGACAAAUAGCAAAUGGGCAGUAUGUAUAAUGUUCAAAUGUCAAUAUUCACUCGACCCAAAUGUUUAGUAUUAAUAGCAAAUAUGAAAUAAACGAAAUUACCUAUA